CCCCGCGCGCCGCGGCUUCCCGGAGAUUUGGAGGAUCCGGCACGUUCCGAGGAGGCGCCAGGGCUCGGGGCCGUGGCCGCUCCGCAUCCCGCGUGGUCUCUGGCGCCCUGGAGAAGCGCGCGAGGCUUCUCCGCUCCAGGAACUUCCCGCACACCCGGCGCGACCCGGCUGCGGCGGGGCCGCGGGCCCGACCGGCCUCGCCGCGGGGCUGGGAGUGGAGCAACAUGGACGCUGUCAGUCAAGUCCCCAUGGAAGCUGUGCUCCCCAAGCACAUCCUGGACAUCUGGGUCAUUGUCCUCAUCAUCCUAGCCACCAUUGUCAUCAUGACAUCCUUACUGCUGUGCCCAGCCACUGCGGUCAUCAUUUAUCGCAUGAGGACUCAUCCUGUCCUCAAUGGUGCGGUUUGAGAACUGCCUGGGAGGGGCAGGUGGGGGCUGAGGACAACACCCCCUCCCUCACCCGCAUCCCCUUCCUUAGAGAUCAGCAGCAGUGACAUUGGAGUGUGGACUCUGGAGCAUGACAUGUAAGAAGAGACCUGAGAUCUGGUUUGGAUUCUGCCACUGGCCAGCUGUGUGAGGUUGAGGGACCUAAAUCUGAGUCCUGGGUUCUUUAUCUUUCAAAUGGGGAUCAUGAUCCCUGUGUCCUUCCUACCUCAUAGGGUCAUGAGAACCAGUUACUUCGUGGAUUUCAGAGCAGUAAAGCAAGUGCAGGUACCAGGUGUUGCUGCUGAAGGCUGAGAAACUUUGAAAAAUCAAAGAACCUAAUUGCUGAUGAUGAUCUUCAAGAUGGAGAGGGGGACACUUGGCCAGAAGCAGCCUUUACCAAUGUCCCUUUACCAAGGUUAAACCAAGCCAAGCAGGGUCACCCUGACCUCAUUCCAAAGGGUUGCAACACAUUGGCUCAAAGUUUUAUAUUUUCUCAAGUUUUCUGAGUCAAGAGGAAAUUGAGUGAGGCAGGGAGAGUGGGUAGAACUUUCUAGGACCUUCUUUAGUCAGAAUCUCUGCCAUUGGGCAGUCUGGAGUGCUCUCUUAUUUCUUGGCAAUGCUAAGGGAGCUGGGGCAGUGGGCUUCUUUCUGCACGGGACUCUCAUUGAUUUGACACUCAAGCUAUGUUGGAAAAUGCAGGGUGGUUGAGUUCCCUGGCCAGCUCCCAGGACCUCCAGCCCGCACCCCUUGCAUGUUCCACACCAGAGGAGCCUGUCCCUCAGCCUGGCUCCUGCUAAGUUUAGGUGUCCUCCUUUAUUCCCUCCAACUAGCACUGCAACCAGUCCAAGGGACAGACUUGUACUUUAAGAGAUGGUCCCAGGGCUGUGGGAACCAACUCAAAACACUGAUGGUUGUUUUAGAUGCUGACUUACAUUUAUGUAGAGAGAUCUUUGGACUGCUCAAGCUCUUUGACCAAAAUCAGAAAUGUCUUGAAUUUGCUGAAUUAUGUAAGAAGAUAGCCCCAGUACCAGGAUGUUAUUAUGUGAAAACAAUGCUUUUACUUUGAUUUGAUUUCAUUGAUGUGCAGAAUAAUUUCUAAUAAAGUGCUAAAAAAUGUGCCUGAUGUCUUUCUUAAAGAGUGUGCCUGUUAAACCUGAGGAAACUCAGGGAAAAAGCUCCCACUGCAUUUAUGGACCCUAAAGGCAGUUUGAAUUA
Talpa occidentalis (Iberian mole) is the source of this 1640-nucleotide messenger RNA. RefSeq names its product small integral membrane protein 3 (gene SMIM3). The transcript is spliced from 2 exons. Bases 225 to 407 code for a protein of 60 amino acids. The record is from RefSeq and is a predicted model, not a curated record. Lineage: Eukaryota; Metazoa; Chordata; Mammalia; Eulipotyphla; Talpidae.